AUGAGACUUGGAGAUAUGUUAUGGAAGAAACCAAAACCUGUGCUGGAAGAUUCAAAUGAUGAUAAGUGGAAGUGGUUCAAGCAUUGUUUAGGUGCAUUGGAUGGAACUCACAUUAAGUUGAGAGUUCCUUAUAUUGACAAAGCUAGAUACCGAAAUAGGAAAGGGGAGAUUACAACAAAUGUGUUAGGUGUUUGCUCACAAGACAGGUAUUUCAUAUAUGUUCUGCCUGGGUGGGAAGGAUCUGUAGCAGAUGGAUGUGUUCUUCGUGACGCCAUUAGUAGGAGGAAUGGCUUAAGAGUUCCACAAGGUAUAGAUCCUCUAGAAGAUGACGUUGAAGAAAUGGAAGUUCAUGUGGGCGGGGUGGAGAACCCUCCAAUUCUAAACAUAGAUGCAUAUGAUGAAUGGGCUGCCUUUAGGGACAAUCUUGCCAAUGAAAUGUUCAACACUUUUACUGCUAAUAGAACAGCUGCAUGA
Neltuma alba is the source of this 474-nucleotide messenger RNA. RefSeq lists its product as uncharacterized. Lineage: Eukaryota; Viridiplantae; Streptophyta; Magnoliopsida; Fabales; Fabaceae. The coding region runs from base 1 to 474 and encodes 157 amino acids. The record is from RefSeq and is a predicted model, not a curated record. The transcript is spliced from 3 exons.